This is a messenger RNA of Aureobasidium subglaciale EXF-2481, 2788 nucleotides long. RefSeq lists its product as uncharacterized. The coding region runs from base 362 to 2596 and encodes 744 amino acids. The record is from RefSeq and is a predicted model, not a curated record. NCBI's taxonomy places the organism in Eukaryota, Fungi, Ascomycota, Dothideomycetes, Dothideales, Saccotheciaceae. The transcript has a single exon.
UUUGUCGUUGCAACGUGAGGGAACAUGCAGGAGGCUCACGCGUAGGUAGUUGUGAAAGAUCGGCGGAUCCAGUAGAGUAGACUACCAGUUUGAGUGGACAGAUGCAGUAGUGGAUGACGGGGACAGAACUGGCGUUUAGAUGGUGGGAGAAUAGUAACAGUGGUACGAGUAUAGAGUGGGUGAUGCAUGUCGAGCUGUCUGGAGUUGAUUAUGAGUUUGGCUUGGCGAGGCGGUAGCGAGGGAGGAUGCACAAUUCUGUUGCACAGUUGUGUCUACCCCGCAGUUCACGUACAAGGGUCGCAAUUGCAACGAGAGAUAAAUUUCUACAUCAACAACAAAAUGCGAGGACGAGGAAAGAAAUAUGUCGCUCUUUGGAGGAGGAGGAGAUGACAGUGGAGCAGCGUCGCCUAGUCAAGCAAGCGACUUUUCCAUCAGCACCAUCGACGACGAACAAGCGCACACGGCGCGUUCAGAAGGCUCACCCGACACUCAAGCCGGUCAAGAGGAUCACAACGACCAUGCCGAUCUUGAAGAGGAGACCGACGGGGGUACUGGCGGGGGUGUAGAAGAGUUGGACGAUCGCAGGAACAACAGGAGUCCUUCCGCAAUGUCAGACACCAGCGAGUUCGACGUUCGGCCCAAUCGCUUCCGAGGCUCAGACCGCGCAUGGCUUCACCUUACGAAUGCCGAUCGGACUCUUGCUGGCUCGCUUGAUCAACUCAAGGCAGACGACCUGUCCUCGCACCUCUACAGCGCUCACCACCUGAAGGCUCGCUUGCGCCAACAAACAUCACCAUCUUCGUGUAAAGCUUGGAGCAGAAAGAGUCGUUGGCUUUCGACCAAUCAAGCCCUUCAGAAGCCAUGGUAUCCUGAGUCCGACUGGACCGCCUGGCCACUGCCUCCGGAUGUCGUCCCAGCUGGUGCUGAAGUCUUCGGCCGGCCCAACGACGGCCUCGAGACCUUCACUCUUCGCAAUCCUCGACAAGCCACUCCGACUGACAACCUGCGAGACCAACUGCACGUGGUCAUUCUAGCACGAGCACACCAGUCUUGGAAAACUAGCAAUGAUCGCCGUCCUGAAGCGACUGAUCUCAUGGCCGUCUCUGUUGCUACUCCUGAUCGUCGCUCUCCAGCAAGACGAGCACGAACUCGUUCGGUCUCUGCUGGUCCAACUUUGGCUCCUUCUUCGCCAUCGCUCGCAGAUCAUCUGCCUCCGCUGUCGUCGCUUGAUCAAUCUGUCAUUGAACAACCCGUUCAGAAUCCUGCCGACACACCUCGAGAGAGCUCCGUCAAAGAUGAAGGCGAAAAGGUACAAGACAAGAAUCCCGCACGUCCAGUCUUCUCUGCCGACGACGACCGCUCUCGUCGUAUUCUUGAUCCGACUGUCAACCACAUCAUAUCAAAGCUGGACAAACUGCUUCUCGCCUUGCAUCAAAGCAGACAAGCCCAUGUACACCGACCGAGAGAUGGAGAUACGUCAGACUCUUCUGCACGUUCGAAUUCCCGAUCUCGCUCGUCACCUAACAAGUCUUCGAACAAAAAGUCCGUCAAGAAGUCAGACAAAGCAUCUCAGAACCAGACUGGCAUUGCUCCGCUUAGACAAAGCCGUCGUACAGAAUCUGCCUCUGCCUCUCGGGCGACAAGUCCGCAAGACCUUGUCAUGUAUGACGAUUCUGGAGAAGAUGAGACCUGGGAGCCGGAGAAGCCCAGACGACAAUCUCGCUCGCCGAGUAAUAGAGCAUCGUCGCCGGAGCCCGACGUACAGACUACCUCGCCAAGUGGCAGAAAACGACGCAAUCCUCCGAGACCGGGCUUGAGAGAUUGGAGUGAAGUGCUGGGUUUAGCCAGUCUGACCGGAUGGGACCCUCUAGUGCUCGAACGGACUCGUCAGCGAUGCAGCGAUCUGUUCAAAGAAGACAUGGACCUCUUCACCAUGCCUGAACAUGACGACUCUUCUGCCGAUGAAGCUGAAGUCAUGCAUCAACAAUCAUACACUCGGUCAACUCAAUCAGCGAGUUGGCGAUGUCCUUUGACUAAUUGCUUCCGCAACAUGCAGCCCCUUGACCAAGGCUUCCGCUGGCGUGAGCACAUGCGCAAGACGCAUCGGUACGACAAUGAUCAGAUUGCAAAGCUCGAACAGCAAUUGAUCAAAUCUGGCGAUAUUGCUCCUGGUGCAAAGCGUCAUCAUGUGUUGGCCCACAAUCCUCGAGGUUGGCAGCCUCCAGAUCCGCUCAAAUGUCCGCACUGCUCCUCUUCUCAACAUGUCUUUGCAAAAGUCAGUCGUCUGUUGGAUCACAUCAGGCGCGGGCACAAAUAUGAUCCACGCAUUCAAGACCCGCCAGAGAAGCUGUCGAGAGAGAUGGUUGAUCAGGAUGAAGGUAUAGACUCCCAGAAAUCGAGUAGCUCUGAUGAUGAUAGUGAUGGCUAUAUGGUGGGCGGUGUACACAAUGAUGGAUUCCUACAACCAGUACUCAGACAUGCUGGCUCGAGAGGAAAGGAUCUUGAACAAAGAGCAAAGAGAGCAAACGCUCGUCGCUCAAAGGUCGAGUUGAAAAAUGCGAAAAAGCGACAGUAUUUCGGCAGUGCUGAUAUGUAAAGUCGGAAAGCUAGAAGGUGAAUAUAGAAAGAGACAUGAAUCCAACGCUUUAGACGUCUCAUCGUGAGUUUUCAGUCAUGUGAGAGCCCGGCGAGUCCCAAUGUCAAGCUUCAAGUCGGUAAUCGAUGUGGAGAAGUCACGAUCUUCCUCACGUACACCCUGAGGCAGGUACUACCCUCUCUGAUGACACGC